This is a messenger RNA of Canis lupus familiaris (dog), 2540 nucleotides long. RefSeq names its product motile sperm domain containing 1 (gene MOSPD1). Gene Ontology annotation, cellular component: cytoplasm. The coding region runs from base 470 to 1111 and encodes 213 amino acids. The record is from RefSeq and is a predicted model, not a curated record. The transcript is spliced from 7 exons. NCBI's taxonomy places the organism in Eukaryota, Metazoa, Chordata, Mammalia, Carnivora, Canidae.
GCAGCUCUUCGUCGAGGGCGGGGAGAGGUGGCAUUUGAGUCCUCCGGUAUCCCAGCAGGCAGUGCAGCUUAGAGACGCUGACAAAGGACCGGAGGAGCAGUCGCAGCUGCUUUCCGAGGAGCCGGUGUUGCCGAGAGGGUAGGGGCAGAGGUAGAGGGAGAGAGAAUCUUAGAAAGGUUCCAUACCCGGCAAGGAGCCCAAGUUGGGGCUUGAUCCCACGCCCUUGAGAUCAUGACCUGAGAGCUGAAAUGAAGAGUCAGAUGCUUAACCAACUGAGCCACCCAGGUGCCCAUUAAACUCUAAUUUGUGAAAAGCAGUUAAGAAACUACAAGAAAAGCUUCCCCAUCCUGUAAUAGCCCAAUAAAAUUGCCAAAAUGCUUUGGAGUUUUUAACUAACUGACUUAAGGAAAGUCCAAAAUAGAUUUGAGACUGUAAAAACAGAAGCUGCAGCAAGGGGGAUUCAGAGCCAAUGCAUCAACAAAAAAGACAGCCAGAGUUAGUGGAAGGAAAUCUUCCCGUUUUUGUGUUUCCCACGGAGCUAAUAUUUUAUGCAGAUGACCAGUCAACACAUAAGCAAGUGUUGACGCUAUAUAAUCCCUAUGAGUUUGCCUUAAAGUUCAAAGUUUUGUGUACUACUCCAAAUAAGUAUGUUGUCGCUGAUGCUGCAGGUGCAGUAAAGCCUCAGUGUUGUGUGGAUAUUGUGAUUCGUCAUAGAGAUGUUCAGUCCUGUCACUAUGGCGUGAAAGACAAGUUCCGUCUCCAAGUGUCCGAACAGAGCCAGAGGAAGGCUUUAGGAAGGAAAGAGGUUGUGGCUAUUCUUCUCCCAUCUGCAAAAGAACAACAAAAGGAAGAAGAGGAAAAAAGAAUAAAGGAACAUUUAACUGAAAGUUUCUUUUUUGAGCAGUCCUUCCAACCAGAAAACAGAGCUGUCUCCUCAGGACCUAGUUUACUGACUGUCUUCCUGGGAGUGGUGUGCAUUGCGGCUUUGAUGCUUCCUACGCUGGGGGAUGUGGAAUCGCUGGUGCCUCUCUACCUCCACUUGAGUGUGAAUCAGAAAUUAGUGGCUGCUUAUAUCUUAGGUCUUAUCACAAUGGCUAUACUUAGAACCUGAGCAAGAAAUUCAGUUGACUUCUGAAGUAAAUUUAUCUUGCAAAUAAGAAUGUGGACUGCCUUUUAUCUCUCCUUCACUCCAUUAACAUGCUACAAACUAUUGAGUGAUUUAUAAGACUUGCAAAUGUAUAAUAUAUAUUUUAAAUUACUCUCUAAUUUUAUUGGAAGGACUCUAGCACAUUAUGUUACAGACAGCAAAGAUGCUUCUGAGUGACACCUAGGAAAUUAUCUGAAGAAAUUCUUUUUAUAUCUAAAGCUAUUGUGCAAAAGACUUUAAUUAAAACAUCUGCUAUUUUCUCACAUUUUUUUCUAAUUUAUCUUGAUUAUUAAGGUCAUAUGUCCUUCCAAGUGAAAGGCCUGAAAGAACAAACUGACCAGCCUAAACAUAAAAUGACAUUUAUUUCCUAAUUACAAACAUCAAUGUUACUAUGUAAAUUAUACCUUGUCUUCUGUCAUUAUAAACAGUUGCCAUGGUGUUUCUAAAAUAAGUUUUACAGUUAAUAUGUGGAGGGUAAAAAAAAAAAGCGUAAAGUACUGAGGGAUCAUGCUUAUCCUAUCCUAGGAUCUCACAGAAGACCAGACAUUCUUAAUUUAUCUGGUGAACUACAGAAUAGGUAGUGGUCCAGAUGCCAAGCAUGUGGGUUUUUUUUUCUUUAGCCCUCAUAAAAGUAGCAUGACUUCUCUAUUUGGUUUAAGAAUUUAAAAGGAAGGUAGGCAUUUAUUUAGUUGUUCGAUUCACCCUGGCUUUACCUCUGGAUCAUGCUUUAUGUUAAUAGGAAGAGAAAAAUCACUUAUUUCUUCCUAGCCCUUUUCCUGACUGUAAGCAACUAGCCCACACUGGGAUUACUAGAUGCUGGAUGUUUUAUGUGGAGAUGUUUUUCACCUUUAAACUCUAAGCCAAGUAUAGAAAAUCCUUGAUAUGUGUCUAUUUUAUAUUAGUCACUGAGACAUUUUUUAAGUUUAUAUUUAUUAAAACAACUUUACCAAAAAAAGUCCCCAAAGCACAACUAUUUACAUUUCUUUAUAGCCUCUUCUGAUCUUUAACAUAAAUAUGCAGUUUUAACUGUUAUUGUCAUAAUAACUGAUCUUUUGACUUAGGAUUUUUAUCUGAGAGCACAAUGCGUUGAGUCUCUUGAAAAUCAUCUUUCAGAUCUUUUUAUAGAACGAACUUAUGCACUGCUACUGUAGUGUUCUCAAGGAAUAUACAUAAACAUAAUAUAUAUGCCUGAGGUUUGUUUUUGCAGGAAAAUAGUGCUUUAGCUUUGAAAGUAAAAGCUUUUAUGUAUACUCUUUCAUAGAAAAUCCUCAUUGUUUACCAAUUUGGGGAGGAUGAAUCAUUAAAUGGAUCAUGUCUGUACAUUGUGUAAUGACUGAAGAGCACAGAAAUGUAAUCUAUUUUAAACUUUGUAAAAAAAUAUGUUUGGAGGCUA